Molecule: messenger RNA, 684 nt
Organism: Aureobasidium subglaciale EXF-2481
Lineage: Eukaryota; Fungi; Ascomycota; Dothideomycetes; Dothideales; Saccotheciaceae
Product: carbohydrate esterase family 5 protein
Exons: 2
Coding region: 1-684 (227 amino acids)
Molecular function (GO): hydrolase activity
Source: RefSeq, a predicted model, not a curated record
AUGUUCUCCGACAUUAGCCUCAAGGGUGCUCUUCUCAGCGUUGUCCUCGCUGCAGGUGCUGUCGCCAACCCCAUCGAGAAGCGUGCCGCCUGCUCUCAAUACACCAUCAUCUCCACUCGUGGUACUGGUGAAAUCCAAGGCCCUUCUGCCGGAUUCAGAACCAUGAACUCGCAGACCCUCGCUCAGGUCCCCGGCGGUACCGUCUACAACACUGUUUACCUUGCCUCUGCCGACCAAAACUCCGCUCUCGGCACAGCAGACAUUGUCAACAAAGUCACCUCCUCCCUCGCCACAAACCCCAACAUGUGCUUCAUCCUCCAAGGCUACUCCCAAGGCGCCGCCGCAACCGUAAACGCCAUGCCCCGUCUUACCGGCGCCGCCAUGACCGCCGUCAAGGGAGUCUUCCUCAUCGGCGACCCAGAGCACCGCUCCGGCCUCGCCUGCAACGUCGAUGCCAACGGCGGCACCACCACCAAGAACGUCAAUGGUCUUUCUGCCCUCCUCGGUGGCAUUCCUACUGCUUGGGUGCCCAAGACUAUGGAUGUUUGCGCUUUUGGAGAUGGUGUUUGUGAUACUACUCAUGGAUAUGGUAUCAAUGCUCAGCAUCUGUCUUACCCUUACUCAAGCAGUGUGCAGAGUAUGGGCACCAAGUACAUGGUUGCUCAGCUCACUGGCUCCAGCUAG